GCAAAAUAGAAGCAUCAUCUUACUCUAAGCUGCUUGACUUAGAAGGAAAUAUAUCUGAUAGUAUGAAUUUUAAACAACUAUCACAAGAAAAGCUGAAUGGAAAACAGAUCUGAGGAAUUUCAUUCCUUUGAACCUCCAAGUAAAACCCUAAGUAAGAUUAUGCAAACCUAAAAACCCUAUCCUGAUUAAGAGGGGAAAAAUGCACCCCUUUCUCCAAGUUCUUGUAGAUUUCUCCACAGCUGCUAGGGGAUGUGUUGGGUAAAGAAAGCUCUAACAAAUCAGCAUUCUUUUCCACAUGACCACAGCUAAUUGGCCCCCCUGCAGACCAAAUGACCAAUCACAUCAGCAUCAUAUGAAAACCAACCCCCCCACAUUAUAAACUGUGGAAUGAGACCUGAAAGCCCAUUUUGAACAAACAUCCUUCAAAACCGGUUGUCAAAGGGGGCUUCUUCCUUGCAUUGGGAUCACUGUACAGAGAAACGCCUGGUGUACUUAUAUCCAAGGCAUCUACCUUGCUCCCUUUCCCCGCCGGACAGACAAGAGCUACAAAGAUACUGCUUUACAUCAUCACUGGCCUGAGUAUGUUCAGCAGAAGAGGCUGUAUCCCAGAAGAUGAGGACGGAGGUGAUAGAAGGCAACAACACCAAACCUACUGCUCCUCUCCUGACUCAACGGUAUCCAAGAAUGGUCACUAAAGAUGGACAUAGCACACUUCAGAUGGAUGGCGCCCAAGGGAAAGGCCUUGCAUACCUAAAAGAUGCCUGGGGAAUACUAAUGGAUAUGCGAUGGAGAUGGAUGAUGCUGGUGUUUUCUGCAUCUUUUGUACUUCACUGGCUUGUUUUUGCAGUUCUCUGGUACCUGCUGGCUGAAAUGAAUGGGGAUCUAGAGAUUGAUCAUGAUUCCCCUCCUGAAAACCACACCAUAUGUGUAAAGUACAUCACUAGCUUUACAGCUGCUUUUUCCUUUUCACUGGAGACACAGCUUACUAUUGGUUAUGGCACAAUGUUCCCAAGUGGAGACUGUCCAAGCGCAAUUGCUCUACUUGCUAUACAAAUGGUACUGGGUCUGAUGCUGGAGGCAUUCAUCACAGGUGCAUUUGUAGCAAAAAUUGCUCGUCCAAAGAACCGAGCCCUCUCCAUCCGAUUCACCUAUUCCGCAGUAGUGACACACAGAGAAGGAAAGCCAUUUCUAAUGUUCCAAGUGGCUAAUACCCGCCCAAGCCCACUCACCAGUGUUCGGAUUUCUGCAGUUCUUUAUGAAGAACAAGAAAAUGGUCAGCUUCAUCAAACUAGUGUAGAUUUCCAUCUAGACAGCAUCACUUCUGAAGAGUGCCCAUUCUUUAUUUUCCCCCUGACUUACUACCAUUCUAUAACUCCAUCGAGCCCUCUAGCCAUUCUCUUACAGAGGGAGGCUCAUCGUCAUUUUGAGCUAGUAGUCUUCCUUUCAGCCACACAAGAAGGCACGGGAGAAACAUGCCAGAGGAGGACAUCCUAUCUUCCAUCUGAGAUCAUAUUACACCACCAUUUUGCCUCCAUGUUGGUCCGAGGAGCCAAAGGGGAAUAUCAGAUCAAGAUGGAGAAUUUUGACAAGACAAUCCCAGAACUUCCAGGAGCAGAUCCCAAAAGCUCAAAGAGGACUGACAUGGAGAUCCGCAUCAAUGGACAGCACAUUGACAGCUUCCAGAUUUGUGAGACUCGUCUGAUGGAAUAGACUUUAAAGUGGCAAAUGGUUUUUAAUUUUUUUUAAAGAAAAGAACUGGAUUAGACUUUUGUGCCUUCAUUUUUAUUCCUGUUUUCUUGUGCUCUUUUUGUUCUCUAUCGUUGACUUCAGAACAAUGUGCAGAAUAAAGAGCAUAAUAUGCAUGCAACUGGAUGAGCCGCUGGAUUAACGGCACAAAAACUGAGUCAGGGACAAGUAACACUGCACAAAUUCUGGAAAACAGAAGUGCUACCUGCUGAAUUCACUAGACUAUGAUUAAAGCUGCACUGAACCUGAAAAAAGAGACCUUCAGAACCAGACAGCUCAUAAAAAUCUAAUUAAAUGACAUGAGGGUAAAUACUGUAGCAAAAUGGACACAACUAUAGUAAAUUAUAUCAACUAAAAUAGAAACUUCUCUUGAAAACUCUAAGAUCACUCAGAUUCUUUGAAUCGGCUCUCUCUUGCUAUAAGGUUACAAGAGAAUAUGCUGAUGUCUAAACAUGCUAUGAAGAAUGUUGCUAGUAUUUUCUGUGGCAAUGAAAUUGCAAUCCUGCUGUGCUUGUUUAUUAAGGAAAAUCACAAGCAUUUGCUGAAGCUCUUUGUUCCAGCAGUUAAGAACAAGUUCAACAUCCUCCUUAGGCAGUUUUGGAAAAAAAGUAAAUGACAAUAUACUUAACAUGUAUUAGAAUGUCACAUUUUACUUUUGGACUAUUUUCAUAUUUAAAAUAUGCAUGGAUCCAACAAGUUCUACUCUCCUAUCAACAACUAUCAACACCUCAUGCUUCUGCCUUGUUGCAAGUCUGAGGUAGUCCUGUCAUCAGAAAGAUCCACUGCUUCAUGCAUUUAUUGCAGUUUCUUCUCAACCCAUGCAAUACAGAGAUAAACAGACUCUAUACAAUAAUUGUAUAAACAUUAAUUAUGAGACUUUGAGCAAAAGGCUCUAUGGCAAGUAUGAAUAAUAAUUAUUAUCAGAAAUAAGUGUGAUGGUUUAUUUGUUUUCAAUUAAAAUGAACAGUUUGUAAAUGG
Molecule: messenger RNA, 2724 nt
Organism: Anolis sagrei ordinatus
Lineage: Eukaryota; Metazoa; Chordata; Lepidosauria; Squamata; Anolidae
Gene: KCNJ13
Product: potassium inwardly rectifying channel subfamily J member 13
Biological process (GO): regulation of monoatomic ion transmembrane transport; potassium ion import across plasma membrane
Cellular component (GO): plasma membrane
Molecular function (GO): inward rectifier potassium channel activity
Source: RefSeq, a predicted model, not a curated record